AAAAAAUAAAAAAUAAUAACCACGAAAUUUCUGGAUGGCUCCACUUCUAUUUUCUUCCCCUACCAAAUCUUAAGUUCACCUUCUUUUCUCAAAAAUUUCAACUCCAUCACAAAACUUCCUCAUACACAACAAAUUUCAACGUCGAGCGCCAAGCUAUUUCCCAACGCUCCCGACUUCUACAGAGAUACCUCAUUUCCUUUCCACGGACGAUCUGAGAAUCUCACAAUACCGCCAAAAUGGUUAAGACUUCAGUCCUCAACGACGCUCUCAACGCGAUCAACAAUGCCGAGAAGACUGGCAAGAGACAGGUCCUUAUCCGACCUAGCUCCAAGGUCAUCGUCAAGUUCUUGACUGUCAUGCAGAAGCACGGCUACAUCGGCGAGUUCGAGGAAGUUGAUGACCACCGUUCCGGCAAGAUUGUCGUCCAGCUGAACGGCCGUAUCAACAAGUGCGGUACUAUCUCGCCCCGAUACAACGUCCACCUUGCCCACCUUGAGAAGUGGGUCGUCAAGCUGCUCCCCGCUCGUCAAUUCGGCUACAUCAUCCUGACCACCUCUGCUGGUAUCAUGGACCACGAGGAGGCUCGACGAAAGCACGUUGCCGGAAAGAUCAUUGGAUUCUUCUACUAGGUGGCUGAAAAAAAGGGGAAUGAAAAAAAGGGACUAAGGGAUAUGAACUGACUGCAGAGCAUUUUCGGCGUUGGGGAAGGAUUGAACGAUGACCAAGUUUAUGCUUGAUUAGAAUGUCUCAAGCCAAAUACACCAUGAUACCACGAAAUGCUACACAAGUCUAGUUCCAGCCUUGCAUCUCUUCCUACAGCUCGUAUUGCCAAGCCCCGCGGUUCUCCGAGGUGCACCAAAAUGCCAUGUGACAUUGAGUUCAGCUACACACUGCACAUUGCACACUGCACACUGCACACUAGCACACAUUGCAGAACAAAAAAAAAACAAAGUUCUGGUGAAUCAACUGACCCUUCUGUGCAACGGUGACUUCUAAUUGAGCUUAUUCGCAAUAAGGUUCUGUCAUCCCUUCCCAGGAUAGCAAUUUAGUAUGCUCCGAUGUUCGUGAUUCUAACUACAAUCCUUGGAAUGCCUUUUUAUUUCAUGCCAAGAUUUUACAAUACGAUAACAUAACGUACACAAAAUGGUGAAUUUCAGGAAUCCAUGAAUUUUAUGGACAUUCAAGGACAUUCAUGGAUAUUUAUGGAUUAUCAAUGGAUUUAAAUAAAUUUCAUGGGUGUUAUCUUGGCAGAUCUAGC
Hypoxylon fragiforme is the source of this 1258-nucleotide messenger RNA. RefSeq names its product 40S ribosomal protein S22. NCBI's taxonomy places the organism in Eukaryota, Fungi, Ascomycota, Sordariomycetes, Xylariales, Hypoxylaceae. The transcript has 3 exons. Gene Ontology annotation, biological process: translation. The record is from RefSeq and is a predicted model, not a curated record. Gene Ontology annotation, molecular function: structural constituent of ribosome. Bases 237 to 629 code for a protein of 130 amino acids. Gene Ontology annotation, cellular component: cytosolic small ribosomal subunit; ribosome.